UGGUAAAAAUCUUUAAAAAUUUUUAUUUAAAUUUAAAGUUUCACUUAAAUAAGAUUCAUUAAAACAUUCUAUGAGAUAGUAACCGGGCUAUACUAUCGCAGAUGCUACAGAAGCUGCUAUGAGGUCAUCGUUAUCGAUCUUGGAUGAAAAUGACCUUAAUAAAACAACCAAGAAGGUUAAAAAGCAGAGGAUAAAUAACUAUAGUCAUUUGUUGCAUAACAUUUUGGUCAAAGACGAAUAUACAUGUGUGGGAACAUAAAAUUAUAAUACUCUAUUUUUACUGUAUAAUUCCUAUGUUUAGAUACACAAAUACUUACUAUUAUAUUACAAGUGCCUACAAUAUUCAGUACAGUAACAUGCUGUUCAGGUUUGUAGCCUAGGAGCAACAUGAUACACUAUUUAGUUUAAUUGUGUAGUAGGCUAUUGCAGCUAGGUUUGAUAGAUGUACUAUAUGGUGUUUCCAUAAUGACAAAAUCCCUGUUAUUAAGUGAUAGGUGACUGUACUAAGUUGUAUGGUAUAUAUCAUAAGGGCUAUACAGAAAUUCAGAGGACUGUCAAAAUGGCAAAGUAAUUAAGGAAGGAGGUAAAGUAAUUAAGAUGGGAGGAGGCAGUUUGCCAAUUAAUAUUAAUAUAUAUGUGACCAUGGGGAUGUUAACUUCUCUGUGCUUGCUGUGUCUUUGUUUAUGAAAUGUAAUGUAUUUAAAAUGCAUAGUACAAUCUACAUGAACUGAGUUUUAAAGAAUGGUCAGGUGGUUAUGAGUGAAAAACGAUUCAGGUGGCAGGACUAAUAAAAGCUAGAGAUGAGGAUGCUUUGAGUCGUAGAGAUACAAAUCUUUAAAAAAUUUUGGCAUACACGAAAAGAAAAAGAAGUUCACAUGUAAUUUUAAAAUUUUAUAUAAACUUAUAUAAUAGCAACCUUCCUUUCUCCUCAUGCAUGGAAAAGUAACUUUCAUUCAGUAUUCACUGCUUCUCUUCAUCUUGGCUCAGGUUAUAAUGGAAAAUAGUUAAUACUUCAACAGUGCAAAGAUUCUUUGGAAAAGAAACAGAACACUGCCAAUAACUCAGAGUCGCAAAGUCAAGUACAGCACACUUGUACUUGGUAUAGUAUAGCCCGGUUUACUUGUUUACAAAGACGAUACAUCAAUAGAUUGAUUUAACCUCACAAACACAAAAAGAGCGUUUAUUAAGACAAAGAGGAAAGAGAGAAAAAUAAUUGCUCUCCAUUGUGUGAGUCUUGCUGGCAUGUUUUGUAUGAAAUAACUGAUUAGCUGGCAGGCAGUAAAGAGUUCAUUCUUGACACAUUGUCCUUGGGUAGGCUGAUUAGGCAAGGCAGUCUGUUUAUCUGUAUUGUCUGCCAGUGACCUUUCAUCAGUACUUUAUUCUUAGUUGAACCAGAACUAUAUUACUUUCCUCAUGAGAAGUCUCAGGAUGCUGCAUUUCUCUAAAUCCUUUUUUCUCUAAAUCUGUACUUCCUAGCCUGUAUUUGAAAGUCAUCAUAAUCUGGGGUGCUCAAAAUGGAGUUUCUUUUACCAAGAGUUAUAAUCAUAACUGUUUAUUCAAAUAUAAAUUUAAGACAUUAUGCGCAAAAUUUAACUUUCCCUUUGGUCUUGUAUUUUUCUAAGGAUUAACACCAUUAUUUUCACACUCCAACAAACUAAUAUAUAGUAGUGAUAAUCACUAUCAAAUGAGUUGUAAGAGCUAACUGACUCGAAUAGACAAUAACUAACCUUACUUUCAGAGUAAAUAUUUUAAGAUACAAUAGCAUAGAUGCCUUCACAUAGCUGAUUAUUGCUCCUGUGCUGCAGCGAAUUACCACAUAAACACAUUUUGCCAAAAAUUUGCUGGCUUCAUGCCCAUAAGCAUUAUGAAGCAGGAACCACUUUUAGAUUAAGACUGUGACCUGAGGAAAAGAAUGUAUAAUGGGCAUUCGUUUAGAAAUUAAAAUCUCCUGAGAUAGUAUUUCUUUCGGUAACGCUUAAAAGCCUAAAUUUGGGCUCCUGUGCCAGUCACGUCUACAUAAGGAAAAACAUUUUAUUACUCUUAGUUAAAGGAGGAAAUACCGUCCGCUUGUUUUGUUGAUGUUGGCCAAAUUAUAUAAACUUUAAAAUCUGUAAGACAAAUCGAAAUAUUCCUUUAUUAUGUCUUGUUAGGAUGAGAGAAGUUUUCCUUUCAGCUGCUCGUUAAUUAAAAAAAAAAACAAACAAACACUAAACACAACAACACUUCUCUUUAAAAAUCAAACUCUGCUUAUCUAAAUUCUUUGGUAAUAGCCAUGAAUCCAUACCUUAAAUAAGGAAGGCCUGUGAGUUCGUGAAUGCACUUUCCUACUCAUGAAUAGCCCUAUGAACCGACUUGAAUAAACAAUAACUAACCCUUCUUAUUUUAGUAAAUAUUUUCAGAAACAAUAGCUUAGGUGCCUUAGAAAUUCAUUCAGAGGCUUAGAAAUCCACAUUAACACAGUUCUCACAUGUUUGAGUCUGGUCUACAUCCAUUUACGGAAGUAAAGCUCCCCUUCCAGACUGAUGAAAUUCUUUCCGUGACAAGAAGACAAAGGAAUACGAUGGAUUGAUAAGCGCAGUCACUGGCGCAGAGUUCUCGCGCGAUGUUAGGACGCUACCGCCCUGACAUCACCGGUUACCAUGGUAGCACCGCGGAGAGUAAAAGACCGGAGGCGCUAGACGUUUCCGGCAGAGCGCAGCCGCUGCGGAGAACGAGAGACGUUCCUUCUCCCGCUAGUCUGACUACUACCAAAAUGAGCGGCCUGGAUGGAGGCAACAAGCUCCCUCUUGUCCAAACCGGUGGCCUGUCUGCCCCAGACCAUAUCCCAGGAGAUCCGGACCUAGACCAGUGCCAGGGGCUCCAUGAAGAAACCGAGGCGACACAGGUGAUGGCGGGUGGGGGCAGCUUAGAGACCGCUGCGGAGGGAGGUGCACCACGGGAUCCGGGGGACUGUGGCCCCCUCCUCCGCUUCCCAGUUGCCGGGAGUCGCGGCGGUGCAGCGACCAAAGCCGGGCAGGAGGAUGCACCACCUUCUACGAAAGGUCUGGAAGCAACCUCUGCCUCCGUGGCUGCUGACAACAGCCAGAAAAAUGGCUGUCAGCUUGGAGAGCCCCGUGGCCCUGCUGGGCAGAAGGCUCUAGAAGCCUGUGGCACAGGGCGGUUGGGGUCUCGGAUGAUACCGGGGAAGAAGGCCAAGGAAGUGACGACUAAAAAGAGCGCCAUCUCAGCAGCAUUGGAAAAGGAGGGAGAAGCAGGGGCCGUGAUGGAGGAAAAGAAGGCGGUGCAGAAGGAAAAAAGGGUGGCAGGAGGGGUGAAAGAGGAGACACGGCCCAGGGCCCCUAAGAUCAAUAACUGCAUGGACUCGCUGGAGGCCAUCGAUCAAGAGUUGUCAAACGUAAAUGCCCAGGCUGACAGGGCCUUCCUUCAGCUUGAGCGCAAGUUUGGCCGCAUGCGAAGGCUCCACAUGCAGCGCAGAAGUUUCAUUAUCCAAAAUAUCCCAGGUUUCUGGGUCACUGCCUUUCGAAACCACCCCCAGCUGUCACCUAUGAUCAGUGGCCAAGAUGAAGACAUGCUGAGGUACAUGAUCAAUUUAGAGGUGGAGGAGCUUAAACACCCCAGAGCAGGCUGCAAAUUCAAGUUCAUUUUUCAGAGCAAUCCCUACUUCCGAAAUGAGGGGCUCGUCAAGGAAUAUGAGCGUAGAUCCUCUGGCCGGGUGGUGUCUCUUUCCACUCCAAUCCGCUGGCACCGAGGCCAAGACCCCCAGGCUCAUAUCCACAGAAACCGGGAAGGGAACACCAUCCCUAGUUUCUUCAACUGGUUCUCAGACCACAGCCUUCUAGAAUUCGACAGAAUUGCAGAGAUUAUCAAAGGAGAAAUAUGGCCCAAUCCCCUACAAUACUACCUGAUGGGUGAAGGGCCCCGCAGAGUAAUUCGAGGCCCACCAAGGCAGCCAGUGGAGAGCUCCAGAUCCUUCAGGUUCCAGUCUGGCUAAUUUCCUGUGAGAAGGUUCUGCACAAGCUUCCUUACCACCUCCUCUUGGACCUAUGCUUGGCCAACAGCAUGCAGUCUUCCUUCUGCUUUCUCUUCAUACUGUGGAUUAUCUUUUCCUUUGGUUCUUCUGAAUCUUCAGUAAUCAGUUGCAAGAUUGUUGGCUUACCUGCCUAUGCUAUUCUUCCUCUGGGCCUUCAUGCUUUUCUGCAAUGUGUUAACAUGUUUCAAGUGCAUGGCCUUCUAUGGCUUCGAUGCCAAGCAUAUGAUAUUAUAGAUACACUGUACCAUACUGCCUUUCUUUGCAUGGCUUGGACCCUGUCUGUGACCAUGGUCUUCUAUUUAAGUGGUUGUGUACCACAAAGAAUCUUGAUACAUCUUCAUGAAUAACUGACUGGGCUUCAUACUUCAUGCUGGCUAUGUACCUGAUGCCCAUGUACUUAUGGUAAGCUCUUUUGGUUUUACCACUGCAAGAUGAAACUGAUAUCUUAACCUAGCCAUCAACCCACAUUGGACAUUCCAGAUUACCACCAACUGGAUUCCAGCUGCCUUCCUGGACUUGUGCCAUCCACCCUACUGGUUAUCUGGUAGAACAAGCUGGUGGCUGGUGGGUGACUGCUAGGCAUGAAUGAGGUAAUAGAUGAAAAGUGUUCUAUGUUACCACGUUGGUUUUCCUAUACCUUUGGUUACUCCACAUCAUGACCAGUUACUGGUGAGUAUGAAGCCCACCCCUACUUGAUGUCACCUCCUGGUUGAACUUUGCUCUGGCCAUUAUUGUCUGCUUCAUCAGGAACUAUCUGUAGACUUAGUUCCCAGGGAGCACACAGGAACACCCCCUACCACCAGGAUGGACAGUCAUAUGCGAGAGUGUCCAUAGCAAGGCUGGAACACAGUCUCCUCCGGCUUCGUCUUUCUGACUUCUAGCCAACAAACCACCCUUAAUCUGAGCAGCUUUCUUCUAGCCAACAAACCACCCUUAAUCUGAGCAGCUUCUUUAGGCAUUCCCUCUCUUCCCCACCUGCACCCACUCUGAACAUGACAAAGUUGUCAGUUGGGGCACUGAGGAAGAGAUAUUUCUGGAAUGUGAGAAUUGUUAUGCCUCUCUGUCUCUUUCUCUCUAUCCCCCUCUUCCUCUCCUUCCUAUCCCUUCUUCCCUUUUACUCUGAAGCAGUUUCAGCUGCUUAUUAACGGAAAACAAAACUGGCAAAGCAGGCUUUUGUUUAAUUUGCUCUCUUCUUGAUUGUGUUCAGAGAGAAAAAGGUAUGAUUAAAUGGACUCCGGAUUUCUUACUGCCCUCAUUCCUCCACCCCACGUCCUUUAGCAAGGUCUGAAAGUUUCAAAGGGAGCCAUAUAGGUUGUUUAGUUAUAGGCAGUGUUCUUUUAGGCGGAUUUUGACAUCCUUAUCUCUUUACACCAUCCAUUCUACCAAAACCUGUGUAUUUCUUGAACUUUUAGUUUGAGAAGCUGGGGAGAGAGAGAAAGGCCUCACAGUGAUGGGUUUAAGAUAGGUCCUGAACAGGAUUUAAGUGAAGGCAACCAAAACUUAGUUUCACUCCACUUUUCUAAAGUUGGAAAUUCUUUUUUGGGCCUUGGACUGCUUGGAAAUGACCCCAGGGUAGCAUUUUGUAGGUCAGCCUUCUCCUUUGUACUACUUUGUUACUGCCCUGAUGUCCCGUGGGUCUCCAUCCUACUGCCUGGCUUUUAUGGCCCUCAUUUCUCAGCUUCUGCAUUUCCUUCCCUGCUCGUAACAAAUGAAGAAGCAGGCUGCAGCCUGCAUUGUGGAAAGUCCUCAGCCUUCUUGUAUAGGAUAAGGGAAUGUGUAGCAUCUGUGUGGAUUUUCAGGGACAAGUUCUAGUAGGUGAGACAGUGAUGCUGUCAGGGCUGUCUUAGUUAUGAGGAUGUGUGGUGGUAAGGACCAUCCACCAUCACCUUUUUCCCCUUUGGUUUUGAAAGCCUUGCCCUAAGCUCCCUGAGGGUUUAGGAGGUCUGAACACACACAGUGGAAAGGUUAGUCUAGUUUGGGAAACUGAGUAAAAGUCCAGAAGCAGAUAUGAGCCUGCUGUGAAGUGGGUUUGGAAAGGCCCACAGGAAAGACCCUGCAGGAUCAGGGGUGGGAGGGGAGGCCCCUGAGGUGCUCUCCAGGGAAGAGGGGCUGGGGUUUAAAUAGUAUGCUUGGAAGAGGGUUUUCCUCCAAUUUUUCAUAAGUCCUUGAAUUCACAAGUAGAUUUUUGUAAACAGAAAUGUAACUCUGUAUGUUUUCUCUCAAUUAUCCUAUGAGUGACCUUUAUAUGUGCGGAAGAUUAAUGGUAUAUGCUCCUUAUGUCAUUGUUUUUGAGUAAAAUCUAUUUCCUUUCUCCAUUUCAGCCUAUGACAAAAUUGAUGUUUACAGGCCUGCUUUUUGCUUGUAAUUGACAACAAGUGCAAAAUACCAAAUUUGUGUCCUGUGCAGUAUAAAGACUUCAGUGAAUAUUCGUUAAUAUAUUAGCUUGUUCUGCUCUCUGUUCAUAUAUGGCUCUAUUCUUAGAAAUAUAAUUUGAAUGUGAUCUUUGAAUAGUCUGAAUAUUUUAUAAAUUGUUGUUAUGUCUUGUGAAAGUAACCUCAAAAAGAAAAAUAUAACUCUGUCGUCUUGAUAUUUCUUGCCCUAGUAAUGUACUUGACCUUUAUGUUCCUAAGCAGUGUAAGUACUAGUAGAAUUUCUCUGUCAAACUCAAUGAUGAUCAUUAGUACUUUUGUCUUCUCACAUGUGCUUGAAGGAAAAAUAAAAUGUCAUUACUGUAUUUCUUGUUUUCACCAAAAAAUAAAAAAUAAAUAAAAAAUUC
Callithrix jacchus (white-tufted-ear marmoset) is the source of this 6806-nucleotide messenger RNA. RefSeq names its product TSPY like 4 (gene TSPYL4). Lineage: Eukaryota; Metazoa; Chordata; Mammalia; Primates; Cebidae. Gene Ontology annotation, biological process: nucleosome assembly. The record is from RefSeq and is a predicted model, not a curated record. Gene Ontology annotation, cellular component: nucleus.